Messenger RNA from Parascedosporium putredinis, 921 nucleotides. The record is from the annotation of a GenBank genome assembly. NCBI's taxonomy places the organism in Eukaryota, Fungi, Ascomycota, Sordariomycetes, Microascales, Microascaceae.
AUGCUUCGCCCGGUAACCACGGCACCGAGCCUACGGCCCCUUUCCGCCCGCCGCGCCCUCCAAGUCGUCGUGCGCUCACAAUGCCGCGACGCGUACAUACCGCACCCCUUUGCUAAGCCGCAGCACGCCGCGCAGCAACCGGCCAACUCCUUCCGCCGCAUCUUCUCCUCCUACCUAUCCCUCGCCAAGCCGCGCCUGAGCGCCCUCGUCGUGCUGACCGCCAUGGCCCCCUACGCCCUCUACCCCCCCCUCACCCUCCUCUUCCUCACCACGGGGACGGCCCUGUGCGCCGCCUCGGCCAACUCCCUCAACAUGCUCUACGAGGCCACCACCGACGCCGUCAUGUCGCGCACUCGCAACCGACCCCUCGUCCGCCGCCUCGUCUCUCGGCCCGGCGCCCUCCUCUUCGCGCUCCUGACCGCCACCGGCGGCGUCGCCGCUCUCUACUUUGGCGUGAACCCCACCGUCUCCUUCCUCGGCGCCACCAACGUCGUCCUCUACGCCGGCAUCUACACCCCGCUCAAGGCCCUCCAUCCCAUCAACACCUGGAUCGUUCCCCACUUCAUGGCUCUCUCUUGGACCAUCCGCGAAGACUACAAGGCCGCCGGCCUGCGCAUGCUCGCCUGGACCAACCCCGCCCGCAACGCUCGCGUCGCCCUCCGCUACUCCCUCCUCUUCGCCCCCAUCUGCUUCGCCCUCUGCGCCGCCGGCGUCACGGAGUGCGUCUGGCAACUCCCCGCCAUCCUUGUCCUCGCCGUCAUGCAGAAGAAGGGCAUGUGGUCCCGGGUAUGGAAAAGCAUCGUUGGUGACCACCAGGAUGUCGAUGAGGACGGCUACUACUUGGACUACGAGGAUGAGCUAGUCGACAUCUCGAGCGAAGAAAAGACCCACGCCGCAGUAGCCAAGAGCCGCAACGCUUGA